Molecule: messenger RNA, 1683 nt
Organism: Ricinus communis (castor bean)
Lineage: Eukaryota; Viridiplantae; Streptophyta; Magnoliopsida; Malpighiales; Euphorbiaceae
Product: TLC domain-containing protein 4-B
Exons: 9
Coding region: 782-1585 (267 amino acids)
Biological process (GO): lipid homeostasis
Cellular component (GO): membrane; endoplasmic reticulum
Source: RefSeq, a predicted model, not a curated record
UUGAAAGAAGACACCUUCUUCAUGGAAUCAGAUGCUAAAGUAUAGGACAUAUUUUGAAACAUUUCUCUCUCUCAAAUCAGAAAAUAAAUGUUCGUUUUUGACCUAAAAAUAUAAGAAAUUAUAAUAAAUUCUUCUUCUUCUUCUUUUUUUUUUUUUUCUUUUCUUUUCUUUUUCUCCUAAUGAUUUUAUAAUAUGCUGCCAUAUUUAAGUCCACAAGAGGGAAAGCUGGUGCCAAAGCAUCCAAAUCUGUAUCAGGUGUCAAAUUUAGUAUCAUUUCCAUUUGCGGAAGACUCAUAAUAUCCGAUUUGAUGAUCACGACAGGUUGCUUCCUUUUUUUGUUUGUUUUUAUAUCUCCAGUCUGACGUGUUUUGUGGGGUCGUGGUGAAAGACUGACGAGGUCUCCUUUGUAUCCUAUUUGGAUUUGUACCCACAUGUUAUGGCGUACUUGUAUGGGGAUUGAAUGAAGUAAUGAAUCCCCAGAGUUGUUGGUCAGGUUGUCACUCUUUCUUCUUGAAUAACAGAUACAACUUUUAAAGAAAAGAAUACCCAUCUACCUAUCUUUUCAAAUUCAUAAAUUCUCUAAUUAAUUCUGUUUUUCAAUACCCUUUUAAAGACUGUAACCUCCAACCCUCUCCUCCUUUAAUAUUACCCCUCUUUGUUUCUGUUUAGUUUUGGGAUUUGGUGUUUUAAGUUUUAACUGUAUUUCUCAUAAUAUUAAGCUGAGAAGAAAAGGGGUUUAGUUUCUGCUGCUUUCCUAACUUUAGUAUACCAGCAAAGCAAUAUGGCGGGUUUACCUUUUCCUCCUAGUUUUGUGUCCAUCAUGGACACUGUCAACCCUAUGUGGCUAGCAUCUAUCUUUUCUGGUAUCAUCAUGUGCAUAAUUGUAUACAAAUUAACAGGUGUUCUGAGCCUUUUGUGCUUCAAUGGAUAUGGCAAACUCACCAAAGCACAAAAAAUUGAAUGGAACAACCGGGGAUUCUCCACAUUUCAUGCAAUUGUUGUAGCAUCAGCUUCUUUCUACCUCUUGAUGUUAUCAGGCCUUUUUGAUGAGGAUUCCCAUGAUGAAUUGAUCAUCAAUAGAAGCUCAGACAUAUCAAACUCUGUAUUGGGGGUUUCCAUUGGCUAUUUUCUGGCUGACCUGGCAAUGAUUCUUUGGUAUUUUCCAGCUUUGGGUGGUUUGGAGUACGUCCUUCAUCAUGGGCUAUCUGUGUACUCGAUCAUUCUAGCCCUUCUAAGUGGUCAAGCACAGAUUUAUAUACUGAUGAUUCUUUUCUCUGAGAGCACAACUCCUUUCGUCAAUUUAAGAUGGUACUUGGAUGUUGCUGGUCAGAAGAGCUCGAAAUUGUACGUCAGCAAUGGAGUCCUCUUGUUCCUCGGGUGGUUGGUUGCGAGGAUUAUUUUGUUCAUCUGCUUCUUCACUCACAUGUUCAUCCACUUUGAUCAGGUGAAGAAAGUCUUUCCCUUGGGCUUCUACAGCUUGCUUUCGGUGCCACCCGUGUUGGGAGUAAUGAAUGUGGUUUGGUUUUGGAAGAUAGCAAGAGGCCUGAUUAAAACUCUUUCUAGAGCUAAAAACCACAGUCAGUGAUCUCACCAUUUUUAGUGGGAAACCAGUUAUUAAAAUUAUUUGUGUGACUUGUUUAGUAGAUAAUCAGUUAUAUUAAUAAAUUAUUUAUUUUAAAGUAA